Camelus dromedarius (Arabian camel) is the source of this 1684-nucleotide messenger RNA. RefSeq names its product chondromodulin (gene CNMD). The transcript has 7 exons. NCBI's taxonomy places the organism in Eukaryota, Metazoa, Chordata, Mammalia, Artiodactyla, Camelidae. Gene Ontology annotation, biological process: negative regulation of angiogenesis; negative regulation of endothelial cell proliferation. The coding region runs from base 120 to 1214 and encodes 364 amino acids. The record is from RefSeq and is a predicted model, not a curated record.
AGGCAGGGAGAGGGAAGCGAGGAGAGAGGUGAGGCGCUGGAAGGGGUGGGGACCGCUGGGCUGGCCCAGGCGGGACGGGGCACGGUGUGAGUGUGCGCGCGCGUGUGCGCCGCGUUGAAAUGCCCAGCACGUCGGGGCAGCAGGACAGAGCCCAGGGCGUGCGCGGAGCCUCCCAGUGUCCCACUCCUGCGGCUGCAGCCAUGACGGAGAACUCGGACAAAGUGCCCAUCGCCCUGGUGGGGCCCGACGACGUCGAGUUUUGCAGCCCCCCGGCGUACGCUACUGUGUCCGUGAAGCCCUCCAGCCCCGCGCGGCUGCUCAAGGUAGGAGCUGUGGUCCUCAUUUCGGGGGCGGUGCUGCUGCUCUUCGGAGCCAUCGGGGCCUUCUACUUCUGGAAGGGGAGCGACAAUCACAUUUACAAUGUCCAUUACACCGUGAGUAUCAAUGGGAAAUUACAAGAUGGGUCAAUGGAAAUAGAUGCGGGGAACAACUUGGAGACCUUUACAAUGGGAAGCGGAGCUGAAGAAGCAAUUGAAGUUAAUGAUUUCCAGAACGGCAUCACAGGAAUCCGUUUUGCUGGAGGGGAGAAGUGCUACAUCAAAGCGCAGGUGAAGGCUCGUGUUCCUGAGGUGGGCACCGUGGCCAAGCAGAGCAUCUCCUCUGAGCUGGAAGGCAAGAUCAUGCCAGUCAAAUACGAAGAAAAUUCUCUUAUCUGGGUGGCUGUAGACCAGCCUGUGAAGGACAACAGCUUCUUGAGUUCUAAAGUCUUAGAACUCUGCGGUCACCUUCCUAUUUUCUGGCUUAAACCAACCUAUCCAAAAGGACGGACAGAAAUCCAGAGAGGAAAAAGAGAAUUGGAAAGAAAAAUUGUUACGACGACCACAAGAAGACUGCGCAGUGGACCACGGGGCAACCCAGGCGCUGGAAGACCGAAUAACGAAACCAGACCCGGCGUUCAGGAGGAUUCAGGCCCCUUCAAUCCGGACAACCCUUACCACCAGCAGGAAGGGGAAAGCAUGACAUUCGACCCUAGGCUGGAUCAUGAAGGAAUCUGCUGUAUAGAAUGUAGGCGGAGCUACACCCACUGCCAGAAGAUCUGUGAGCCCCUGGGCGGUUACUAUCCGUGGCCUUACAAUUAUCAAGGUUGCCGUUCCGCCUGCAGAGUUGUCAUGCCUUGUAGCUGGUGGGUGGCCCGCAUCUUGGGCAUGGUGUGAAAUCACUUCGUAUACCAAGGGCUGUAAAGUAAGAAUUAACUCCAGAGACAACCAAAGUUUGAGGCUUCUUGUUGCUGAAGGGACCACAAAGUACUUUUUACUCCAUCUGAGGAAUGUUAUUCGAGACACUUAGAAUAUUUUUCAACUGCUUUACAGAACUUAAUCCAGAAUUGCAAAUGGAUUGAAAGGGUAGUUUAAGUCUAAAAUAUCAUAAUUCUUAUUACUUGCUAUUUUUUUUAUCUGCUUUUCUUUGCCAGUAAGUCCUGCUUAUAAGACUCAUUUACCAAGCUAUUUUGAAAUAACCAUGAAAAAUUACAAUUUGUCAAAGAUCUCGGCUGUAUACUUGAGUUCCUUUUAAUCAAGUCACUAACACAAUUAAGUUGUUUUCUGUUGUUCUUUGUACAGAAUUCCUGUUGUUCUGAACCUUUAUUGUUCUUUCCCUUUCUUGCAAAUGUGCUCCCAGUUUCCAG